AUGUUUUUUUACACAAGUGUCCUGUUUGUCCUCUCAUGGAUUAAUAAAAUCGAGGCCCGAAAUAACAAGCCCAAAAUUUGCAAAUUUCGGUCAUUUGAGGGCCCCCAGAAGUACAAUUUCACGUGGAAGACCGUCCAUUGCCCCAACUCGUGGUGCUGCUCCCAUGGGUGCUGUCCCUGGUACAUCAACUUCACCAUUUGCGUCUUUUUGGUCGUGAUUGUCUUUUCUAUCAUUAAAAUACUCGAAGUUUGUUGCAAAAAGGCCGAAAAUGCUGAGGAAACCACUGAAAUGGCGACUCAAACGGUUAAUUAUGGGACAGCCCCCUGGACGUACCCCAAUUAUGCGUACUCGAGUGAUAGUUUGGGGCCCUCGAGGGCCCCCUCAGACCCGGCCCCCAGCUACGACGAAGUUGUGGGGCACAAAAUAGGCAACCAGUCACACACGCAAUAAAAUCGAUACAGUCGGACGCCAUUCUGGCGCCACCAAAGUCGUAA
Tribolium madens (black flour beetle) is the source of this 494-nucleotide messenger RNA. RefSeq lists its product as uncharacterized. The coding region runs from base 1 to 450 and encodes 149 amino acids. The transcript is spliced from 5 exons. Lineage: Eukaryota; Metazoa; Arthropoda; Insecta; Coleoptera; Tenebrionidae. The record is from RefSeq and is a predicted model, not a curated record.